UAUGUCUAGUUUUCUCUUCAAUACUUUGAAUCUUCCUCCACACACAAAAAUGACAACUGUCGAAAAAAAACGGAAAACUUCCGCAAAAGGUGCUAAAAUAAGCACAAAAGCCAUCACAAAAGAAGAUGAAGUGCCUAAAACAAACGACUCUGCUGUUGAGCAAGUCGAAGGCGUUACUUUUAAAGAAUUGGGAGUGAUCGAUGAGAUUUGUGAAGCCUGUGAGAAGCUUAAUUUCAAGGCCCCGUCAGCGAUUCAAAAGGAAGCGAUUCCUGCUGCUUUGAAGCAACAAGAUAUCAUUGGUCUCGCUCAAACUGGUAGCGGAAAGACGGCUGCCUUUGCUAUCCCUGUUAUUCAAGCCCUUUGGGAGAACCCGUGUCCUUUUUUUGGCGUCGUUUUAGCCCCUACUAGAGAGCUGGCAUACCAAAUUUCCGAACAAUUCGAAGCUUUGGGCGGUGCUAUGGGUGUUAAAAGUGUUGUUAUCGUUGGUGGAAUGGAUAUGGUAACUCAAGCAGUGGCUAUAUCAAAGAAACCACAUAUCCUUGUUUGUACCCCUGGUCGUUUAAUGGAUCAUUUGGAAAAUACAAAAGGUUUUAGUCUCCGGAAUCUAAAAUACCUUGUUAUGGACGAAGCAGAUCGUCUUUUAGACAUGGAUUUCGGUCCAAUUAUUGAUAAAAUCCUGAAGGUUAUCCCCAAGGAGCGACGCACUUUUUUGUUUUCUGCUACGAUGACCAGUAAAGUUGAAAAACUUCAGCGUGCAUCGCUCCACAACCCUGUACGUAUCGCAGUGUCUUCAAAGUUUAGUACUGUGGAUACACUUUUGCAAAAGUACUUAUUCUUCCCUUUUAAACACAAGGAUACCUAUCUUGUUUACAUUGUAAACGAGAUGGCAGGUCAGUCAAUGAUCAUCUUCACGCGAACGGUGAACGAUACACAGCGAGUUGCCAUAUUAUUGCGUUCUCUUGGCUUUUCAGCCAUUCCGCUUCAUGGUCAACUGUCACAGAGUAGUCGUUUGGGAGCCUUGAACAAGUUCAAGUCAGGCGCUCGGUCCAUUCUUGUAGCUACAGAUGUAGCUGCUCGUGGUUUAGAUAUUCCCCUAGUGGAUGCUGUUAUUAAUUACGACAUACCGACCGAUUCAAAGGCUUACAUUCAUCGGGUUGGUCGAACUGCUCGUGCGGGUCGUUCUGGUAAAUCCAUCGCUUUGGUAACACAGUAUGACCUGGAACCGUUUUUACGUAUUGAAGCUGCCAUUCAAAAAAAGAUGGAAGAAUACGACGCACCAAAAGAAGAUGUCUUGCUCCUUUCGGAACGUGUUGGUGAAGCACAGCGCGAGGCCAUCAUUCAAAUGAAGGAGAUUCAUGAAAAGAGGAAGAUGAAAGGAAGGGGAAAAGGCAAACGCAAGCAUGAUGAUAUGGAUCGGGAAGAACAAAUAGAUUGAGAAAACUGAAGUCUUACUUCUAAAAAGAAUUCUUAACAUGUGAAGGAAACAAUACCUAAAAAAGCACGAUCAUUGCAAGGUUGAAAUUUUGCCUUAUUUGUUUAAAAGUUUAUUUUGAUGCAUUUUGUUAAUCAAUGGAAUGGGGUUUGAUACAUAACUGGUGGUCGUAAUUAAUUAACG
Molecule: messenger RNA, 1615 nt
Organism: Schizosaccharomyces japonicus yFS275
Lineage: Eukaryota; Fungi; Ascomycota; Schizosaccharomycetes; Schizosaccharomycetales; Schizosaccharomycetaceae
Product: ATP-dependent RNA helicase Rrp3
Exons: 2
Biological process (GO): maturation of SSU-rRNA from tricistronic rRNA transcript (SSU-rRNA, 5.8S rRNA, LSU-rRNA)
Cellular component (GO): nucleus
Molecular function (GO): hydrolase activity; ATP binding; nucleotide binding
Source: RefSeq, a predicted model, not a curated record